AUGGGGUUCUUCGAAUAUACACCGCUGAAGGAUGGCGAGAUUCGAGUGCUGACCAUACAUCCCAGUGGAUCCAGGGGAAUCGAUGCUCCUCUACAAGCAGACCUCGAGCAUAUUGUCCUGGACAGCGAAGGCCAGGAUUAUGCGGCCUUAUCCUACGCCUGGGGUGAUGCGUCGGUGUUGCAUCCUUUAGCAUGCGGCAAAGGUACUCUCAACAUCACCACAAACCUGCGACAGGCCUUGUUACGGCUUCGAUCCUCAACUCCAACUAAAGUACGAAUCUGGGCCGAUGCCGUUUGCAUCAACCAAAAUGACCAAGAUGAGAAGCUCAAACAAAUAGCCAUCAUGCGUCACAUCUACGGCAAAGCCAAGCAAACCAUCGUCUGGCUCGGAGAUGCAGCAGAUGACUCGGAUACGGCCAUUCGAUUCUUCGAUAGCCUCGAUUUGCGUCUGAGACAGAAAAUCGCAGAUCAUCUCAAUGCCCGCCUCCCGUUCGAUGAGGCCUCUCGGAUCAUGGGUGCGUACAUGAAGUCCUUCGGUAGAGACCAAGCGACGCUUUUUCAAGACUUCGAUCCCGACAGGACUAUGCGAGCCAUCGUAGCGUUCAUGGCCAGACCGUGGUUCAGACGAGCUUGGUGCAUUCAAGUAUACGUUGUGUCUCCGGAUCUCAAGAUGCUUUGUGGCGAUAGAGAGUGCAGUUCGGCGUUUGCGAUGCCGACUUUUAUCUAUGCGUUCGACGGCGCCAAUAUCAGAUUGAACAAAUACGUACCCGCAUCGCAACGUGAGGAUGUAUUCCGUGGGAUCGAGCAGAUGACGCAGAUCCAGGAUCAGCACAACGACUACGAGAAGGGCGAUGUCCAGGGCCAUCAUCUCUUUCGGCUGCUUCAGCUGUACCGCACAUCUCAGUGCACCAUGCCGGUGGACAAGGUGUACUCGUUGGUCGGCAUCUCCGAUGGAUGGUCUGAGAACGUCGUUCGGUCGUCGCGCGGUCUCCCAUCUCAGCAGCCGUCUGUCUUUGAAAUGCCGACCACGAACAAGCGGGACCUGUUCGUGUACGUUGCCCAGCGGGUGUUGCAGAGCGGCGAUGGCGAGUCGCUCUUUGGGGAAGCCACACGCUCACGAAGGUUGUCUGAGCCCAACUGGCCAAGCUGGGUGCCUGACUGGACGGAGUCUCCACUCACCUCUCAGUAUGGGCACUUCUUCAGCGAAACGCAGUGGUUCUUCAAAGCAGGAGGCCCAAAAGCUCCUAACCGUCCAAGGCCGGACUUCAGGGCGGUUCGAGACCCAGAAAACCCGGAUGCUGGAGAGGCAAUCCUGCAGGUCACUGGCGCUGUGGUCCAGGAGGUUUUCGUCUUGGGCAAGCACACACCGACCCGCGUCCCGGGGGCGCCAAAUCUCUCCUCCCUCGUAGACAUUUUGCACAGUCUUCAAGGGUUUGAGAGAUUGUGGGAUGAGACGCUCAACGCAGAACCAUACUGCACAGGCGAACCCUGGAGUAAAAUCCAAGAGGUCAUUAUGCGAGCAGGACAGACGAAGGAACCGUCCGAGUUCGGUGCUUCAGCGUAUCGUGAAUACGGCUGGGGCAAUGCCAACGAGCUCGAGUUCGAUCUUGCCGAAGAGAACACCUCGAAUCCCGUCUAUGCCAAUGAUUCUGCCAUCAUUAGUAGUGUCAAGACAAUAGCUGAUGAGUUGCCAAGUUGGUCGAGGAGUGUUGGAAAUGCGGUGGCUGGGCGAGUGGCGGCUGUGACUUCUUCGACGACUACAGCGUAUGUUGGCCUCGUGCCUGCUGGGACGGAAAAGGGAGAUCAGAUUUGCAUUUUGCGGACGUGUUCUGUCCCGUACGUGCUGCGGCCUCUGGAGAAUGGCAGAUAUCGGCUUGUUGGGGAUUGUUACAUCCACGGUGUUAUGGAGGGCGAGUUGCUUGAUAGUCUGGAGUUUGAGACUAUUCAGAUCGAGUGA
Molecule: messenger RNA, 1956 nt
Organism: Zasmidium cellare ATCC 36951
Lineage: Eukaryota; Fungi; Ascomycota; Dothideomycetes; Mycosphaerellales; Mycosphaerellaceae
Exons: 1
Coding region: 1-1956 (651 amino acids)
Source: RefSeq, a predicted model, not a curated record